Myiozetetes cayanensis is the source of this 1136-nucleotide messenger RNA. RefSeq names its product histone H2A. Gene Ontology annotation, cellular component: nucleosome. The record is from RefSeq and is a predicted model, not a curated record. The transcript has a single exon. Bases 32 to 463 code for a protein of 143 amino acids. Lineage: Eukaryota; Metazoa; Chordata; Aves; Passeriformes; Tyrannidae. Gene Ontology annotation, molecular function: protein heterodimerization activity; DNA binding; structural constituent of chromatin.
GCGCAGCGGGCGUGUAGUCGAGCCAGGCGCCAUGUCCGGCCGUGGCAAGAGCGGCGGUAAGGCCCGCGCUAAGGCCAAGUCUCGCUCGUCCCGGGCUGGGCUGCAGUUCCCGGUCGGGCGCGUUCACCGGUUGUUGCGGCGCGGGCACUACGCGGAGCGGGUGGGGGCUGGCGCGCCCGUGUACCUAGCGGCCGUGCUCGAGUACCUAACGGCCGAGAUCCUGGAGCUGGCGGGCAACGCGGCGCGGGACAACAAGAAGACGCGGAUCAUCCCCCGUCACCUGCAGCUGGCGGUGCGCAACGACGAGGAGCUCAACAAGCUGCUGGGCGGCGUCACUAUCGCGCAGGGCGGCGUCCUGCCCAACAUCCAGGCCGUGCUGCUGCCCAAGAAGACGAGCGGCGGCGCUGCGAGCCCCGCCAAGGCCGGCAAGAAGGGCAGCGGGCAACAGUCACAGGAGUACUAGGCCGGCCGCUCCUCCAGCGCCACACAAAGGCCCUUUUCAGGGCCACCCCAUUGCUCACGGGGAGAGCUGUAAUCCGCGGAGGGGAGGGGAGGGGAGGGGGAUCGGGCCGGCUGCGACGAACAAGCAGGAAUCGGCCCGAGGCCCGUCAGACACCGAACACGAGCUGCUCCGUAAGGGCUGGUGAUUUGCUUGUAUUUACCUUUCUUCCCUUCAGUGGACGUUGCAUAGAGAAUAAACAGUGCUUCGUUUACGAAACAGGACCCCAAGAGGGUGCCAUUUCAGUAUUUCUACAAGGCACUGUAACACACAAGGCUCGCUGGGAGGAUGGUGAGCCAGUAAUGAGUACAAGAAAUCAAAGUAAAAGGAAGGAGCUGUUAUAAAGAAAAGCACAAUAGCCCAAAUUUGGACUUCUGCUUCAGCUCCCCAUUCACUGGCUAGUGGAGAUGAACUGGUUCACAUUACCCUUCUGGACAAGCACUCUAAGGCUGUUCACGCCCUCAUUUAAUCCUGACAAAUUGGCAAAUCUGCAUCUACCUGAUAACUGCAAACUUAAUUUACCUUAACUGAGACCGAGGGUGAAAGUGGUAUCUGUGCUACUUUACUAAAAGGAACAUGGUAUCAUCAACCUGAUGGGAGCCUUCAGUGGUCCAGUGAGUGAACUGGUCCAAAUAAG